GGAAGAGGCAAAAGGCGACCCCAUUUUCCCCCAGUUUCACUUUGAAACGUCACAUUGUACGCUACGUGUCCUUUGUGGCCUCCGAAGCUUCUCCUUUCCAUUCUCCCUUCGGUCGGUUGCCAUUUCCCAUCCUUAGAUUCUUCCUCUUCGGAUUUUCCCUUCUCUCUGCACCAAUCCCAUUCCCCAUUCCCAAUGCUCUCUUCCAUGGCCGACCCUUCUCUUUCCUUGUGUUUCUCUUCCUUCUCCAUUUCCCGCUCCCUCCACCUUUCCCCCUCUUUCCUUCUACACCCUUUUCUUUAUUCUCCCAGAUUCUCGGUCUCUCAUCAUCGCCCAUCUCGUCUCCUUCGUUUCUCCCUCAAAUCCUCCUCUGGAAGCUUCAUGGGAGACGAUUCGUUCGGAUUGUUUCCUUGGUCUGAUGGUGAUAGCGAAAUCCAUUGGGUUCCUGAGGAGAGAGUCACAUUGUUCACUCCUGAUGGGCUUGUUCAGAUUGGAGGCUCCAUUGUCCCUCGACGAAUUUCCUCUUCAGAUAAAAAACAAGGGAAAUCAAAGGCUUACCAAAGAUUCCAACGGUUUCAAGAGAGUGAUUACAUGGAUCCAAAACAGAGCAUAUGUCUUGGUGCUCUAUUUGAUAUCGCAGCGACCAAUGGACUUGACAUGGGAAGAAGACUUUGUAUCUAUGGUUUUUGCCGUUCUGUUGAGAUGCUAAGUGAUGUUGUGGAGGACAUUGUUUUGGAGCAAGGUGGAGAGGUUGUAGCAGCAGAGAAGGCAAGUAAAGGGGGUUUGCAGGAGAAGCUAACCAUGACAGUUGCUGUGCCACUUCUAUGGGGGGUUCCUCCUGCUUCUGAAACUCUUCAUUUAGCUGUUCAGAGUGGUGGAGGUAUUGUGGAGAAAGUGUAUUGGCAAUGGGAUUUUUUGUAAAUUAUGAUAUUCUUUCAGCCUUUUAACCAUUUCUCUUGUGCAUUCUGUACAUAAAAUUGAUGUAAAUAUAUGUACAAAACUCAAAAGGGCAAUUGUCACAUGUUAUUAACUAAAUAUUGAAAAUGUAUCAAAUUAUAGUUUAUAGCUCAUCAGCUAAUUUAAUUCAAUA
Benincasa hispida (wax gourd) is the source of this 1087-nucleotide messenger RNA. Its product is annotated as D-tagatose-1,6-bisphosphate aldolase subunit. The record is from RefSeq and is a predicted model, not a curated record. NCBI's taxonomy places the organism in Eukaryota, Viridiplantae, Streptophyta, Magnoliopsida, Cucurbitales, Cucurbitaceae.